Austrofundulus limnaeus is the source of this 1157-nucleotide messenger RNA. RefSeq lists its product as uncharacterized. Bases 89 to 1057 code for a protein of 322 amino acids. The transcript has 2 exons. Lineage: Eukaryota; Metazoa; Chordata; Actinopteri; Cyprinodontiformes; Rivulidae. The record is from RefSeq and is a predicted model, not a curated record.
AACGAGCAUCCCCUGAACCUCCUUCAGGACCUCCUGCUUCACACUGAGAAACACAGAGAAAUCAGAACUCCUCACUCCAUGGCAACACAUGCAGAAAAACCUGCAGUGUAGAAACUUCUGCAUCUAUAUCAACACCUACAGAAACAUCUGCAUCAACAUCUGCAUCAACACCUACAGAAACAUCUGCAUCAACAUCUGCAUCAACACCUACAGAAACAUCUGCAGAAACAUCUGCAUCAACACCUGCAGAAGCAUCUGCAGAAACAUCUAUAUCAACACCUACAGAAACAUCUGCAUCAACACCUGCAUCAACACCUGCAUCAACACCUGCAGAAACAUCUGCAUCAACACCUUCAGAAACAUCUGCAUCAACACCUGCAUCAACACCUACAGAAACACCUACAGAAACAUCUGCAUCAACACCUGCAUCAACACCUACAGAAACAUCUGCAUCAACACCUGCAUCAACACCUACAGAAACAUCUGCAUCAACACCUACAGAAACAUCUGCAGAAACAUCUGCAUCAACACCUGCAGAAACAUCUGCAGAAACAUCUGCAUCAACACCUGCAGAAACAUCUGCAUCAACACCUACAGAAACAUCUGCAGAAACAUCUGCAUCAACACCUGCAGAAACACCUGCAGAAACAUCUGCAGAAACAUCUGCAUCAACACCUGCAGAAACAUCUGCAUCAACACCUACAGAAACAUCUGCAUCAACACCUACAUAAACAUCUGCAGAAACAUCUGCAUCAACACCUACAGAAACAUCUGCAUCAACACCUGCAGAAACAUCUGCAGAAACAUCUGCAUCAACACCUGCAGAAACAUCUGCAGAAACAUCUGCAUCAACACCUGCAGAAACAUCUGCAUCUAUAUCAACACCUGCAGAAACAUCUGCAUCAACAUCUACAUCAACACCUACAGAAACAUCUGCGGAAACAUCUGCAUCAACACCUGGAUCAACACCUACAGAAACAUCUGCAGAAACAUUUGCAGCACCCCUGCUGCCUACUGUCAGAACUACAGCUGUUUUAAGUUACAGUCCAACAUUUAGAAGCAACAUGUGUUGCAGAGAACACCAGAACCACAGAUUCAUGACAGCAUCAUCAAGUUCGGGUCUUUCUGGUCUCAAAACAAGAACCAGAGACCUGUCC